Molecule: messenger RNA, 10183 nt
Organism: Calliphora vicina (urban bluebottle blowfly)
Lineage: Eukaryota; Metazoa; Arthropoda; Insecta; Diptera; Calliphoridae
Gene: apolpp
Product: apolipophorin
Exons: 8
Coding region: 69-10058 (3329 amino acids)
Biological process (GO): lipid transport
Molecular function (GO): lipid carrier activity
Source: RefSeq, a predicted model, not a curated record
UAUAUUAAUAUUAAAAAUUAAUCAAUAUAUGUAUUUGUUAAUUAUUGUGAAUUCAGAAUAAACGCACCAUGAGGUCGCAAAAUCCUUGUCGUUUACGGCUACGCCUCGCAGUCAAAGGAGUAUUACUGUUAUGCAUUUUAAUUGCAAGCGGAACUAAUGCAGAAUCAAGCUGCAAGCGUGGUUGCCCAGAAUCGGAUAAUGGUUACUUAUCAUAUACGCCCGGCCAUGUUUACGAGUAUAACUUCGACAGUAUUAUGACUGUUGGCCUAAAUAAUGGUGCUGGAAAUUCCGAUGACACCAGUCUCAAAGUAACUGGUAAUGCGAAAUUAUUUGCUGAAGGCAAUUGCGGUUACACUUUGCAGUUGGGAGCCGUGAAAGUCACAGCCACUAAAGAAAAUGUGGAAAAGAAGAUUAUGCAAAGCAUACAAAAGCCCGUACAUUUCACGAUGGUUGGUGGCAAAGUAGAGCCCGAGUUAUGUGCCGAUCAAGGAGACAAUGCAUAUGCUUUGAACAUUAAACGUGCAGUCAUCUCAAUGUUGCAGUCAAAACCUGAUGCUGUGCAAGAAGUAGAUGUUUUCGGUCAGUGUCCCACUCACACCACUGUAUCGAAAAUCGGAAAUGCUGAAAUUGUAAACAAGGUACGAAAUUUGAAUGCAUGUGGUUAUCGUAAGAUAAUUAACAGCGGCAUUUUGACAAAUGCCCUACAAACCAAUCCGGGCUUGGAGAGCACCUCCGUACUUAUGGCUGACUACACCAAAGAAUCGAAGAUUGAGAAGGGCGUUGUAAACAAUGUUCAACUCGUCGAAGAAUAUAAAUAUGCUGCUGUUCCCAAAUCCGAUAUUGGAGUGUGCGCCAAAGUUGUGACCAAUUUGAAAUUGAGAAAUCCAGCUGGUACUCCUGCCGCUGCUCCAGCAACUGGUGCACGCGCAGUGUCCAUAAUGUUCCAACAACCAGAAACUUAUUCAUCGAAGAAUAUUGCUGCUCUCAAGAGUAGCUUAACCGAGUUGGUGCAGUUGUUAGAUGGAUAUGUGAAGAAGGAUAGUGCGAAGAGCUUUGUGGAACUGAUUCGUUUAAUGCGUAAUUCCGAUACCGAAACCUUGUUGGAAUUGGCAGCUUUUCCACUGCCCAACAAAGUGUUGGCUCGUCAUGUCUACUUGGAUGCUUUAUUCCGUACAGCUACAUCAGAGUCCGCUCGUGCUAUUCUCAAGCAAUUUAACAAAAUGAAUGAAAAAGAGAAAAUCAUCGCUAUGAUGUCUUUGAAUCUAGUUCAAACUGUUGAUAAGGAUACUCUAAAUCAAGCAUCGACUUUGUUGAAUCCAAAUGCCAUUAAAGAAGUCUACCUGGCUGUCGGUAGCUUAGUUUCAAAAUACUGCGAACGUCAUGGUUGCAAUAAUGGAGAAGUUGAUGCUAUUUCCAAGAAAUUCACCGAAUCUCUGAAGCACUGCAAAGCAAAUACCAAAAAGGAUGAAGAACGUGUUCUGUACAUAUUGAAAGGCAUUGGAAACACCCAUCAUUUGGCUAGUGGCGUUGCUUCCUCAUUAACUGAGUGUGUUGCACAAGGCCGCGCCAACCGCAUGCGCGUUGCUGCUUUGCAAGCCUUUUCGGCAGCCAGCUGUGAUGCAAAUUUGCAAAAGAAAGCAUUAGAACUUUUAGCCGAUCGCAAUGAAGAUUCCGAGUUACGCAUUGAAGCUUUCUUGGCUGCCAUUGAAUGUCCAUCGGGAGAGUUGGCAAAUGAAAUUGCUGAAAUUGUAAACAGUGAAACAGUAAACCAAGUCGGUGGCUUUAUAACAUCAAGCCUUAGAGCCAUUCGUGACUCCACUGAUAAAGAUAAAGAAAUGCAACGUCGUUAUUUAGGCAACAUCCGUGUUACCAAAAAGUUCCCCAAGGAUAUCCGCAGAUACAGCUACAACGAUGAAGUGUCCUAUAAGAUGGAGGCAUUGGGCUUGAGUGCUAGUGCUGAUUAUAAGCUGAUAUAUUCCCAAAGUGGUUUCUUGCCACGUUCGGCACGUCUAAAUGUUAAGGCCGAAGAAUUUGGCAUACACAUGAAUAUUUUGGAUGCCAGCGUUCGUCAAGAGAAUUUAGAAAAUGUGUUAGAAUACUUCUUGGGUCCAAAGGGGCUUGUAAACAAGGACUUGGGCGAUAUCUUAGGCAAAGCAGGUGAAUCCGAGGGCCACCGUUCUCGUCGUUCCAUCGCUGACGAUACUUCCAAAGUAGCCAAGAAAUACAAGACAUAUGGAGCUAAGAAUGUAAACGACUUAAACUUAGAUCUUUCACUUAAAGUAUUUGGUUCUGAGAUUUUGUUCCUCAGUUUGGGAGAUAACAUACCUAGCACUUUUGAUGAAAUCACAAGGGAGUUCACUGAAGCUUUCGAAAAAGUUAAAAAAGAACUAAGCAACUAUAACAAGGAAUUCACAUCUCACAACUUCUUUAUGGAUACUGAAAUUGUAUACCCAACAGGUGUUGGUAUACCUUUGGAGUUGACGUCUGAUGGAUUUAUGGCCAACAAAAUGGACUUUGGCGUUAGCGUUGAUGUUGAGAGCCUUUUGCAGUCCAACUGGGAAAAUUCAAAAUACCACUUCAAAUUUGUUCCCAGUAUUGAUGCCAAUGUGAAUCUUAAAAUUGGAUUUAACGCACUUGUUCUAUCCUCUGGUUUACGCAGCGUUUUCACUAUGCACACUGCAACUGGCAGCUCAAUAGAUGUUGCUAUUACCCAUGAAGGUUCAGGAUUUGAUAUGAAUGUGGAAUUACCUCGUGAAAAAAUUGAACUUAUCGAUAUGAAGAUGCAAAAUGAUUUCUAUAUUGCCGAACAAGAUAAGCCAGUCAAAUCGAUACCCUUGAAAGGUUCAAAACCCAAAGACAAUACUGAAAGUUGUUACAACCAAUUUGAAAGUUUAGGCUUCUCACCAUGUGUUGUUGGUAUUAUUCGUGAUACCCAACAAGAAGGUGACUUAUUGGAAGACUUCGAUAUUUCUGUAUACGUAAAGACAGAACGUAAUUUUAACUUGAAAGGAUAUCACAAUGGUCAACAAGCUGGUGUUCACCAAUGGAAAUUAGAUUACAGUACACCUGGCUCUAAGGAAUCACAUGAUACAUCAUUGACAGUUGAAUUGGGAACAAAACCACGUGCUUAUGGCCGCGCUUCAUUGGACAAUGCCCGCUAUCACUUUGCCGUCGAAGCCGGUUUAAACAAUGACGACAAGGAACUAGUCUGGUAUGCUCAGUACGAACAAGACAAGGAUGUUAAGAAAAGCAAAGUUGGUUUUGUGAAGAAUGGUAACGAAUACAGACCCGUAAUUGAAAUUGAAGAUGCCAAUGGUGGAGUAAGCAACGAAAUUAAUGGCUACCGUGUCGAUGGACGUGUAUUAGUUCAAAAAUCUGGAGAUCAAAGCAGAUUGAACUUUGAAAAUCUUCAAGUAUCUAACAAAGAGGACCGUGUCAUACUUAAUGGUUUUGCCGAUUUGGGACCAGCUUCAAUGUCUACCGAAUUGCAUUUGACAUCAAACGAAGACACUACCUUCAUCAAGAGUAACUUCAAAGUUGCUGCUGGCGAAUAUGCUGCAGGUCUUUUCGUAAACGACGAAAAGCAACCCGAAAAUAUCUAUGGUGCAUCUGCUAAUGUUCAAGUUGGAGAGCAAUUGGUUAAUGUGGAGGUCGUAAGCAAGUUUGCCAAAUGGGAGGCCAGUUCGGCCAAUGAAGUUCAGUAUAUUAAACAAGAGGGUCCCAAUCCCAUUGCUUCCAGCAAAUUCACAUCAUCAGUAAUUGUUAAGCAUAAACAACAGAAUGUGGGAUCUUUGAAGGUACAUGGUCUAACCGAGGGUCAAAACAAAUUUGAAGUUAAUGUAGAUGCAACCAGCGGUAAAAAAGUUUCUGCUGUGGCAGUUAAAUAUGCCGCCAACCAAAAUGCCCAAAAUGAUUACCAAUUAUCGGUUAAUGCUAAACUUAACCAACAUUUUGUAGAUAUUGUUUCCAAGUGUGAUAUUGUCGGUAAUCACUUUGUUUUGGAUAAUGUUCUCACCACCAGCUGGGGCACGGGUUUGACAUUGAAGGGAGAAUUAGGACAGCGUUAUACUCCACAAGAUAUUUACAUGAACUUACAAGGUACUGCUCAAGUCAACGGCAAAGACAAACCAACCCAGUGGAUUUUGAAAGUAAUUGGAACACCUGAAAAAACAAACUCUGAAUUCAAAGUUUCGCGUGAUAAUGCUGAAAUUAUAAAAGUAAUGGCUGACACUCAACAUCCUCAAGAUAAAGUCACUUCGGGUAAAGUGAAUAUGAUAGUUAAGAACGUUGUAACCGCGAAAGGUGACUUCAAAUUGGCUAAAAAUGGCAAGGGUGAAAUAUCAGCUGUAGUCGAAACUCUUAAAACAGAACCUAAGCACAAAAUUGAGUUAUCUUCCAAGUUCCACGUGCAACAUCCUAAAUAUGAUGUGGAAGCAAAUGUCAUCUUAGAUGGUCAACAGAAGCUAUAUGUCAAAACCGAAAAUAUUGUCGACAAAAUCAAGUUUAAUACGAAGAAUGUGAUAGAUGUAUCCGAGAAAAAGUUUUCGUUUGAUGCGAAUGGUUUGAUUAAGGGCGACUGGCGCUUGAAUGGUGAGAUACAAGGUUCUUUCACAGCAACCUGCCCCGAAGGUCGUAUGCUUUCCGGUUCUCUUAAGCGUAAGAUGAAUACAAAUGGCAAAACUGGCAUUGCACAAGGUCAUAUGGAUGUACAAUUAAUCGAUCAGUUACCGAAUGGAGGCAACAAGCGAUCACUUGCUCUUUCUGGUAAAUUAGAGAAGUUCAAUGUUAAAUCCAAAGAAUUUGCUGCCGCAUCCCAAUUGAUUUAUACAAACUUUGAAAGUCAAACCUUAGAUGUCAAUUGGCAUAUCAACAAAUUACCUAAAGGCCAAAAUAAAAUGAUUGAUUUUGGAACCACCAUCAAGGGUCCAUUGGUAAAAUCUCCCAUUGAAGUUUCGUUUGUCGUCGAUGAAUAUUCCGUUCGUCAUGCCGUUUUCAAUAUAAUUGGCAAAUACGGGGAUGCCGUCAAUAGUAAAAUAAACGGAAACUACGAUUUGGGUGAACGAGGUACUGCUGCCAAAUAUGAAUUGCACUCCAACAUUGAAUUGCCACAAACGUCCUUCAAGACUUUUGCAUUGAAUACUAAAGUCCAGUUUAUGGAGCCACAAACUGAAGGAGGAAAUUACAUUUUCGAAUUGGUUGUUGAUGAGACUGCCGGUAACGAACAAUUUGUUAAGUUAAAUGCCAACGUAAAGAGUUCCGAAAGAAAUGGAGCUUACGUCUUCCAUUUGAACACAAACAAGAUGCAGGCACCUUUGGAAAUUGAUGGAUCAUACCAACGUGAACACCAAGGCUCAUUUAAAGAAGAAAAUGCAAGUGGUUCUGUCAAAUAUGACUUCAACUACAAACACGCUGAUAAAUUUGUAAAAUCAUCAAAUGAUUUGACUUAUAAUGGCAAAGAAUCAGUCGUUAAUCGCUUCACGGUAACUAGCAGCUUUGAAGGAGCUAGAAAUCUUGAAGUAGAGGUUAAAGGCAAAUUACUAGACAACGAUUCCUAUAGCAUGAACGUGAUCGGAAAGCAUAAUGAACAUUCGUACAGUUUAGAUACUGUUUUGUACCGUGGAAGCCACACUAAGGGGGUAAAAAUCUCUGCAUCCUUGCCCAAUGGCGAACCUAUCAGUAUAGUUGCCAUAUUCGAUGUUAUGGGCCGUCAUAAGGCUAAGGUAACUACGGAAUUAUCUAACGUUUUUGAUUUAGACUUCAAGUUCACUGGUGAAGCCUCCUACAAUGCCGUUGAUGACUUCUAUGUUGUUGCCCAAUGGAAUUCCGCAAAACUUAAAUUGGACAACUAUGAUCUGGAUGUUCGUACUCAGGGUAAAUCUUUGUCAUUGAUGUUGAAGAACGCUCAAGGUGAAAUAUUUGUUGGAACCGCUACAUGUGCUCUCAAGAAGGAAAACAACAAAAACAUACUUGAAGGCCAAGGCCAAAUUAAAUUCAAGGGUGUUACUCAAAAUACUAACUUCCGUUUAACAAGACAAGUUUAUGAAAUGGCCACCGAUAAAGAAAUCGGUUUCUCCUACAACUUUAAUGGAAAUUUCGGACCUAAAAACGGAGUUUCCACCCUUAAAAUAACCAACAAGGACUUCAACAUUAAACUUUCGGUGUGUGAGGAAAAGAAACAAUGCACCAAUGUUCAAGUUUUGGCUUCCAAUGAUUUAACACAAGAAGAAUCAUCCAUUCAUUCAUUAUUAGUCUUGUUCGAUUUGCGUGAAAUUGGUUUCCCCUAUGAAUUUGAACUUCAAUCAAAGAAUGUCCGUGAAGGCUUUAAAUUCCAAUACAUGUUGGACUCAAGCAUCAAUUCGAACAAUAAUUUGAAAUAUAACUUAUUGGCAAAUAUCCAACCCACUAAUGCUAAAGUGCAAAUGAAACUUCCUUCACGUGAAAUUUUAUUGGAGGCUCACCAGAAAUAUCCCGAAAAUGGUCAGAUAUUUGGUCACUAUGAAAACUCUUUAGCCUUCUUUAUCGACAAAACAAACAAGCCACAUGACGUUACCAGAUUCAUAGCUCAAGCUGACCUCACUGGCAAAGAACGCAUUGCAAUUAAUGCAAAGGGUCUUUUGAAAUUGGAACAUCCUACUAUUCGCCCUCUGUCUGUAUCAGGAAAAUUAGAUGCUAAUCGUGAACAUCACACCGUAAACGGCGAAGUUGUAUUUGAUAUCUUCAAAUUGCCCGAACAGCAAAUUGUAGCCACCAGUCAUUUGCAGAACAUUAAGUCGAACAACGGUUUUAAUGUAACGUCUACCCAAAUUGUACGUUCGUCUGGCCUAGGAUUUGAAUAUACCCUUAACAGCCACGCUGGCCUAAACACUGAACAAUCCGAAUUCAGUUCCGGUGCUGACAUUAGCCUUGGUGGUUCAGACUUGAAGGCUUCUGCCUUUGUUUUUGGCAACAAAGAACAUGCUGAACUUUUGGUAUACUCUCUCAACGAAGAAGUGGUCAAACUUGUUGCCGACUAUAACAAGCAAAAGAAACAGACCAAAUUCAAUGCUAAGCUCCAGGCAUUAGGUAAAAAACCAGUUGAAAUUAAUGCGGAACUCCAACCCACUAUGGCCAAGAUUAAUGUGGUUCGUGAAGGAUUACUAAAUGCUCAAGGUGAAGUUAAAUUGGGCAAAGAGUUGAAAUUCCAAGUGGAAGGCGCCAGUAAAGAAUUGAUAAGUGGUCGCAUUGGCUUAGAUUCAGCCAAUUUCUUGCGCACCUCAUACAGUGCCAAUGAAGAAAAUGUUAAGGAAUUCAUGAAUGUUCUCGAAAAUGAAAUGAAACACGAAUCUGAAGUGUCGACUGAGCUGAAAAAACGUUUCGAAAAACUUAAGGAAAUAGUGGAUCGUCAAGUACAAUUAUCAAAGGACAGCGCUCCAGAUUUCAGCCAAUUGAAGAACAGCUAUCAAAAUAAUCUUAAUGAAAUCGUUAAAGAAUUUGAGGUCGAUCCUGCAAUGAAACAAAUUUCCGAGACCCUACAAAAUCUCUACACUAAAGUUGCUAAACUAGCUACUGAACUAACAAAGUUGUGGACUGAAGCUUAUGAGAAAUUACACAAAUCUUUUGUGGCACUUCACGAGAAGUUCCAAGUUGUAAUUAAAGAAACUCUUAUGCCUGUCUGGGAAGAAUUUUUGAAUAAUACUAGCAACAUUUUGCGUGAACUUCGCCUGGAAUUGGUUAAUUUGUAUUCCAAAUCCUUUAAAUCGGUAUUGGAUGUGUUCAAGCAAUAUGAACCAGCUUUGAAGAAUUACGGCAAAGCUAUUGCCGAAGGAUUGAAACCAUUUAAUGAAGCUGUUCAUGAAUUGUACAAGGCUUUGGCGACAGCUUUUGAGGAUUUAGUAAAUGAAAUUUAUUAUGCUAAAUUCCCCUCAUUUGAAGCAAUUCAAAGUGAGAUUAAGGAGAAAUUGCUAAGCUUACAAUUAGGCGAGAAGUCAUUGGAAUUCAUUAACAUCGUAUACGAACAGUUGCACGUUUUACCACUUACCGGGGAAACCAGUGAAUUCUUGCAAAAGGUUCACGAAUAUGCAGUAGCCAAACUUAAACAUCAACAAGUUGACGAUGAAAAGGUGGUCGAAGAACUCGUGAAAUUAUUUGUCAAAGCUGUGCGUUCAAUAUGGGCAAGUCUAGAGGUGGCCGCUCCUACUGGUGCUAGUAUUACCAGCUUCUCGUUAAGUGACUUGUUCACGUCAUCCGCAGUACCAACAGAUUUGUUUAGCCGAUUGCCAGCAUUAUUAACAUUCCGUUUCAGUGUUGUGAAUUUCCUUAUUAAUGAAGACUGGGAGAAUUGGUUCACGAAGGAUGACUUUAUCUUCAAAGAUUUCGAUCUUAAAGGUCAUGUUGCUGAUGGUGGCCAUGUCUUCACAUUUGAUGGUCAACACUUCCACUUCACUGGCAACUGUAAAUACAUUUUAGCCCAAGAUUCUGUCGACAACAAUUUCACCGUUAUUGCUCAGGUAAACAAUGGCAAGUUGAAAUCUAUUUACCUAACCGAUCGCGAAGGUCAAUUUAUGGAAAUUAACGACGGCGGUGUUUUGAAAUUGAAUGGCAAAGCUGUCGAAUAUCCCCAACAUGAGAAUGGAAUGCAUGCUUGGCGUUUAUACUAUACCGUUUACAUGGUCUCCGAAUAUGGUGUGCAUAUCAUGUGUACCAACGAUCUUAAGGUUUGCCAUGUGGACGUAAAUGGUUUCUACACUAGCAAAAUGCGUGGUAUUUUGGGCAAUGGCAAUGCUGAGCCUUAUGACGACUUUUUACAAAUUGAUGGCAGUAUUGCGGGCGACGCAGCUACAUUCGUAAGCGGAUAUGGUAUUGCCAAAUGUAAUCCAGCCACUGUAGAUACCCACUCUGAAGAUGCUAAUAUCCAACGUACUGAAAUUUGUAAUGAACUUUUCGGCUAUGAAUCAUCUCUAGCUGUUGGCUACCUUUUCAUUGACUCUAAACCAUACCGCAAUGCUUGUGAUCAAUCUGUAUUGUCUGCUGCUGAAAAGGAUAAGGAAACAGCUGCUUGCUCCAUAGCAACUGCUUAUGCUUCGGCAUUAAAGUUAGAGGAUAUUUUCGUAUUCUUACCAAAACGUUGCCUUAAAUGUUCAGGUCAAGCUGGACAACGUGAGCUUGGAGAAGAAUUCACCCUUAAAGUACCCACUAACAAAGCCGAUCUUGUCUUUGUGGUUGAUGUCGAUGUCACCCCUACCGUCAUGCGUAAUCUGGUCGCUCCAGUUGUAACCGAGGUACGUGAAACCCUAAAGAGUCGUGGAUUUACGGAUGUCCAAAUAGGCGUUGUAGCCUAUAGUGCCAACCAACGUUACCCAGCUGUUUUAACCAGCGACAACGGCAAACUUAACUACCAAGGCAAUCUUGCCGAUGUCAAACUUAAUGGACCUAAACCCGUCUUCGAGUCCAGCAUUUCCCAAAUGAUUACCGAAAAGAAGGUUCUCGACGUAUUCGACCUACUGGAGGGUAUUGUCAAGAGCCUGGUUCCACAAUCUGACGAACUGGCAUUCCGUAUGGCAUUGAACUAUCCAUUCCGUGCCGGAGCUGCCAAGAGCAUUAUUGCUGUGCGCAGUAAUAAUUUAGAAUACGAUAAUAUGAUGAAAUUUGUACGAGCUCAUUUGAUUGGAGCCGUAACUCAAUUUGACGCAGCUUUGUUGCAUGUAAUUGCCCCAGUUAAGGAUAUGUCACUAGAAGGUGUUCCCACUGAAAAACUGAUCGGCUUCAAUUCCCGUUUGAUAGCCACUCUUGAUGGUAAAGAUGCCAAGAAACGUUCGAAAUUGCAGUUCCAUAACGAUAUGGGUAUUGAUUUCGUCUUGAACAAUGGCGGUUGGGUAUUCGCCACUCAAAACUUUGAGCAACUGAAACCUCAGGAACAAAAGAAAGCUCUCAACCAGAUCACCUCUUCCCUGGCUGAUACACUUUUCAAAACCGAAAUUGUUACAGACUGCCGUUGCAUGCCCGUUCACGGCAUUCAUGCCCAACACAAAUGUGUCAUUAAAUCUUCAAACUUUGUGCCAAAUAAAAAAGUGAAGGCUUAAACUGACUCAAGAAACGACUCAACUAAACUCAAACUCAAUUCAAAGCAAUUUAUUUAUUAAAUUGAUUUUUUAUAUCGAAUGAAUGACAAACAUAGUUUUGUAAAUAAACAUAUUUUUAUAAAUUA